CACUCUCUCUCACCAAGAGGUGGUAACAUAAUGGCAGCACAGAGCUGGCAGCCCUACUCCUCACUCACCCAGGCUCCCACCAACCUGAAGGAGGCCAUUGACUGGGUCCUCAGGGUAACUGGUAAGGAUGGUAAGAAGAAUGAGAAGAAAGACAACGCACUCCACUGUCUGUGCUACCUCGCUAAAGCAGUGAAGGACCUACUGUAUGACGCCAAGGACCCGGGGUUCCCUGGUCCCAGCCCUAGGAGGAACUGGGAUGACAUACUCCUGGACCAGGAACAGUCCAUAGUCAAGCCAGUGCUCCAGGACCUGGGACUCCUUAGUGGUGGCAGCACUGGCACUAGGGCUGCCAGUAGUACCUGCGCCGGUGGCACCGAGGUCAUAAAGACACUGAUAGACCACUUGGCACUGGGACUACAGAAGUGGGUUGGGUGGAAGGAUGAGCGAGAUGAUUGUUGUCUUAAGGGAGCAGGUGGAGAGAGUAAGGGUAUAGGGAAGAAGUGUAAAUGUGCUGGUGGUACUGGUGGUGGUGUUACCAAUUGUUGUUCCGGUGGAACUGCUAGUCACGAGUGUGAAACGUGUGGUACCAGUGACAGCGCUUCCAACAAAUGUUACCAGUCAGCCUACAAGAAGGAUAAAGCCUUAUGGAUUGACAUAGUCAGUGGUACCACUGGUGCCGGAGGAAGUGGAAGUGCUGGUAGUGCAGUGGGUGGUAAAGGUGGUAGUGGUGUAGCAGGUCCUCCUGCAGACCUAGUGAAAACCGCCCAGGAGGUCCACCUCCUGGCCCGUAUUUUCCUAGGGUCAGUAUGUCUCAUCUGGAGUGGACUCAGUCAGUUGGGGUUCCUAACUAAGGAGGGGAGUGGUGGCAACAAGGAGAGGUGGAGCAAUAGUAAUCUACACGAUGAGACUGUGAAUCUCGGCUCAUUCAUGGCGGCCAUGGGCUAUGACCUGGAUAGGUUGAAUCAGGACAGUAGUGGAGGUAAAGGAAAUGGAGAGUUUGUGCAAAAGUUACUAUCCGGAACGGAUAUAAAGUGGCAGGAAUUCAAAAAUGGCGCAGACAAAAAUAGUGUAGCUGAGUACUAUAGCACUAUCUAUGACAAGGCGAAGGAAGCACUGAAGAAGGACAAUAAAACUGAAUCCAUAUGCAAUGACUACCCCCUAUUGGUACUCCACAUCCUGGCCAGUGGGUACUUCAGGGCAGGUAGUGCCGGGGCUAAUAAGAUCAUGCUGGCGCCUUCGGCGCCUACUAAGAAAGAAGAAACUCCCUCUUCUAGGAAACCCCGUCACCCACGAACAAUCCGUGAAAUCCUAUACUGGCUAAGUGCUCUGCCCUAUAGUCAGGGAUACUGUGGAUUGGUGACAAGGAUGCAACACAAGUAUCCCCCAAAAGAUGGAGUACCAAAUGAAACAGUAGAUCAGAUAGAACUCUACGAUACCAGUGCAUCUAAGGCUAGUACCACUCUCCAGCGUAAGGAUAUUACCCACUACCUAAUGGCCGCCUGUGGCUACUGCCCACUGGUCCUCAUCGGGAUCCAGGGGACCAUAGAGAAGGAGGUGGACAAGGCACAGCCGGCAGCACAAGGUAGUAGUGGUGGUAGUGCUGGUACUGCUCAGAGUACUAACAAGUGCCCUGAACACAAGAAAAACCCUAGCGCUAAGAGGUGUAAACUAGGAAAGGAUGCUGCCCAGGCAUCGGCAGCUCCCCCGGCAGCUUCCGCCAACGGAGAACUCAAGGAAGGUGAGGUCUGCUACGGCGGGUACCACCUGGCAGUAAAGGAUUUCGGCCCCCUCCAUGGGAUGUACGCCAAUGGGCUCUUUGGCUUCCAGAUGGACGGCUCUCCCGCCCAGUGCCUGGACCAACUGAGGGUAUAUGUCUACCACUGCUUCUACCAGCUCUAUUUCCUGAGGAAGCAAUGCAAGGUGGGAGUGGAGAGUGGAGCUGUGCUGGGCUGGAAUAGUUGUAGGUAUGGUAGUGGAGUGAGUGGUAGCAGUACAAACGAUUGGCGCUGUACUGCAGAGACCCAAGGUGCUGCUGGAAAGUGUAAGUGCAUGGAUAGCACCAGCACUGACUCGCCAUUGAUGUCAUUCCUAUGUGAUGGACCAGGGAAACUGGUGUGUUUUGAUACAGUGGGCAAAGGUGUGGAUGAUUAUCCACCUAUUGAAACGCAUUGGACCACUAAGGAUGAUAAUCCUAAAGGUCACUUUGGCACGCCAGACCUCAAUUACCCCAAGUUGUGCCCUGUUCCAAUGGGUUGGAGCGCAGAAAGUGGUAGUGGCAGUACUCAACAAAGAGAGAACCACUUCAAAGAUUUAACCCAGGGUACCCAUAAGACAGAGCAACUUACAGGAGCUCAAGCAGCAGGUAGUGGUGCCGCUGGCACUUACCCUGCCCACUGCACUGGGAAUACACUGUCACUACUCCUGGAGUACCACUGUGACCCAGAGAAGUGCCAUGGCACCCUAGUGGUACUACUGAGACUACUGGCCUGUAUUACUCCCACGGUGCCACGGACCCUGGGUGACCUCUUUGGGUUCUAUUACUAUAUAGUCUAUAUUGGGGGAAAGAGUGGUGGUGCUGGAGAGCAGGAAGUUAACAAGGCCCUAGGGAUAUACGAGCAGGAAUCUAAAUUGCACAUGAUGUCUAUUGGUGGUGAUGCAGUGGUCGAGGCACUUAAGAAAUACGGUGGAGAUUGCAGUAACAAGAACGAUACCUUGAAGUGCCUAUAUACAUGCCCUAACAGUGCCCCUACUGGUCAAUGCUCUCAAUACCUCUCUCCUCUGAGUGGCCAGCAGUAUGGCCAGUUGAGUCCAGCGAUGGCCGGGACCUACCUGUCAUGGUUGGUAUAUUUGAUAGGGGAGUUCCAGGAAGGGUUGGAUAAGUUGAAGGAGGAUUAUAUGAAGGUGGAUUGUAAGAGUGAUGGGUGUACGGGUCCGGGAGGAGCUGCUGGUGGAUGUGGCGGUGGACAGUGCCAAGCCGGAACCCAUGGAAAUAGAGACACAUGCUGCUGUACCUCUGUCGUAUCAUGUACCGGGGUACUACCGGUGUUGUACAAGUAUGGCUUUGGGUAUGGUGAUGUAGAGAAGUUGCACAAAGGUCCAGGUACACAAAAAAAGUGUCACGAUUUCUUGGAGACCUUGAAGAAUGUAGAAGGCAGCAGCGAGUUCAAGAAACUCAUUAACGAAAUAAACCAGCUCAUCUACACCACCAGGCUCCCCUGGAUCUUUGUCCUGACCAUAGCAUGGCUAGUAGCGGUGCUCUACCUAGCAUUUGGUGCCAUAUGGCCACUGGACUGGACACAUAUGAGGUCACAUUGUAGGGGAUGGUUCAGGAAGGGUAGUCUGAGUCCAUGGGAGGUACUGAUGGUGGGUAAGAAGAAGGGGAGGGGUAUAUUGGAGUUCUUUGGUAAGACAUAGUGGCAAAGUGGUGGCGCCUUCGGCGCAACA
Molecule: messenger RNA, 3444 nt
Organism: Babesia bovis T2Bo
Lineage: Eukaryota; Apicomplexa; Aconoidasida; Piroplasmida; Babesiidae
Product: variant erythrocyte surface antigen-1 beta subunit
Exons: 13
Coding region: 31-3414 (1127 amino acids)
Source: RefSeq, a predicted model, not a curated record